This is a messenger RNA of Brachypodium distachyon (stiff brome), 1608 nucleotides long. RefSeq lists its product as uncharacterized. Bases 163 to 1389 code for a protein of 408 amino acids. The transcript has a single exon. NCBI's taxonomy places the organism in Eukaryota, Viridiplantae, Streptophyta, Magnoliopsida, Poales, Poaceae. The record is from RefSeq and is a predicted model, not a curated record.
CGGCACGUUUGCUCCACCACUCCUUGCCUCCUAAUCCUCCCCUUCUUCAUUGCCUCCUUGCCUCCCUCCCUUCCAGAACCUCAUCCCCACGACGCGCACAGUCGCACACCACACCCACCAGGCCACCAGAACCCAGACUCGCGGAGCCAACUUGAACGAUCAAUGGAGAUCGCCACACUGCCACCACCUCCGCCCGGGGCAUUCAGCUUCGACGGCGCCGCCUACCCAACGGAACCAACAACCAGGAACCCCUUCGCCUCCGCCGCCGACGACAUGGCGGCAGCGCCCAGCAACCCGUUCUUGGGCCCCGCGGCAUUGACGGCGCCCCCGUCGCCCAACCCGUUCGGGAUCCUCCUCCCGGCCAGCAGCACCGUUGACGACGGCGGCGACCCCUUCGACCUCUUCCAGCACUUCGCCAGCGCCCCCGCGAGCCCGUCGCGCGCCGCCGCCAUCUAUGCACACUUCUCCGCCGACAACCACGACUACGAGGGCUUCGCCACGCCGAGAACUCCCAAGGUCACGGCAUCCUCCGUGCCGUUCGACUGGGAGGAGAAGCCGGGGAAGCCCAAGCCCGGGUUCGGCUCUACGCCGGCAUCCAACGGGGUCUUCGAGGGCGGCGACGAAGACGACGCGGACUUCGACUUCGGCGUCCUGCUCGACGGCAGGAGCGCGCAGACGCCUGCCGCGGCGGCAGACGAGCUCUUCGACGAAGGCAAGAUCCGGCCGCUGAAGCCGCCGCCGCGCCUGCUCGCCGACAGCGGCAGCGUCGGGUCGUCGCCGCGGUCGCCGAUGACUGCGAGGUCUGCCAUUUGGUCCCCGCGGCUACGGCGGAGCACGGUGAGGCCCGAGGACGGCUUUGACCCGUUCGCGGCGGCCAUGGCGAAGGCGUCGUCGUCGUCCAUGGCGCCGUCCCCUCUCGGCCCUUGCGCGUUAACCGUAGGAACGGCCGCCGCUUCGCUCGAGAACAGUACGGAGUCUGUCACGUCGCCGCCGUUCGCGCCUCUCCCGAAGAGCAAUGGCGGGAGGAAGAAAUGGCGGCUCAGCGACCUGCUACUGUUCCGGAGGCUGUCAGCGAAAGGCCGCGCAGCCGGCGGGAGCAACAUCAGCAGGGAACCUGUGUUCAAGUACUCGCCGGUGCAGAACCUCGGGACGACGCCGGUGAAGAAGACGACAACGGACGGCGGCGACGUGUCGGGCGCCGGGAAGCAGCAGAGGAAGCAGAGCAAGUACGGCGAGGAUGGCGCCGGGAUGCAGCACGGGCGGCAGAGCUUCAUGGUGGGGUGCAUCCGGCUCAAUCCCGGGCUGCACCGGCUGGCCAAGAAAGGCUUCAACGCGGGGUCCUCGUCGCACUUCGGCCGACGCACCGCCAGGUCCGCCAUGGCCGGGUGAAAGUAAUAAUCCGUGUGAUCGAUCGCCCAUAUCGCUGCCCUAGCACACUAGCACAGCAACAAGGAUGCAUGUUUGUCUCGUCUUUUCCUUUCGGCAAAUUCGCCAUUUUUCUUACCAUUCCGUUGAAACACUUGUACAAUUCGAUUCGAUCUCCAGUUCUCCACUCAUUUCUCCAUGAUUUUUUUUACCUUUGCAUGGUAUACAUACGGGUAUGUAAUA